Octodon degus (degu) is the source of this 1888-nucleotide messenger RNA. RefSeq names its product matrilin 1, cartilage matrix protein (gene Matn1). The record is from RefSeq and is a predicted model, not a curated record. NCBI's taxonomy places the organism in Eukaryota, Metazoa, Chordata, Mammalia, Rodentia, Octodontidae. Gene Ontology annotation, molecular function: calcium ion binding. Bases 28 to 1518 code for a protein of 496 amino acids. The transcript is spliced from 8 exons.
CUGGCUACUGUCCGCGCUGCCUCCACCAUGAGGGUCACCCCUGGCACCAGCCUGGGUCUCUGCGCCCUGCUGCUGCUGUUCCAGUCCCCACUUGGCCUUGGCCUUGUCCCCCAGUCCAGAGGGCACUUCUGUAGGACACGGCCCAGGGACCUGGUGUUUGUUGUGGACAGCUCGCGCAGCGUGCGGCCCGUGGAGUUUGAGAAGGUGAAGAUGUUCCUGUCACAGGUCAUUGAGUCGCUGGACGUGGGGCCCAACGCUACCCGGGUGGGCGUGGUCAACUACGCCAGCUCGGUGAAGCAGGAAUUCCCUCUGCACGCCCACGGCUCCAAGGCGGCGCUGCUGCAGGCAGUGCACCGCAUCCAGCCGCUGUCCACGGGCACCAUGACCGGCCUGGCCCUCCAGUUCGCCAUCACCAGGGCCCUCAGCGAUGCCGAGGGCGGUCGCACCAGGUCUCCUGACAUCAGCAAGGUGGUCAUCGUGGUGACGGACGGGAGACCCCAGGACAGCGUGCGCGAAGUGUCUGCGCGGGCCCGGGCCAGUGGCAUCGAGCUAUUCGCCAUUGGAGUGGGCCGCGUGGACAAGGCCACGCUGCGACAGAUGGCCAGCGAGCCGCAGGAUGAGCACGUGGACUACGUGGAGAGCUACAGUGUCAUCGAGAAACUGUCCAAGAAAUUCCAGGAGGCCUUCUGCGUGGUGUCAGACCUGUGUGCCACGGGGGACCACGACUGUGAGCAGGUGUGCCUCAGCUCUCCGGGCUCCUACACCUGUGCCUGCCAUGAAGGCUUCACCCUGAACACUGAUGGCAAGACCUGCAAUGUCUGCAGCGGUGGCAGCGGCAAUUCAGCUACUGACCUGGUCUUCCUCAUCGAUGGAUCUAAGAGCGUGCGGCCAGAGAACUUUGAGUUGGUGAAGAAGUUCAUCAAUCAGAUCGUGGACACCCUGGAUGUGUCAGACAGGCUGGCCCAGGUGGGGCUGGUACAGUACUCCAGCUCCGUGCGCCAGGAGUUCCCACUGGGCCGCUUCCACACCAAGAAGGACAUCAAGGCGGCUGUGCGGAACAUGUCCUACAUGGAGAAGGGCACCAUGACUGGGGCUGCCCUCAAGUAUCUCAUCGACAACUCCUUCACAGUGUCCAGUGGUGCCAGGCCUGGUGCCCAGAAGGUGGGCAUUGUCUUCACAGAUGGCCGGAGCCAGGACUACAUCAAUGAUGCAGCCAGAAAGGCCAAGGAUCUUGGGUUUAAGAUGUUUGCUGUGGGUGUGGGCAAUGCCGUGGAGGACGAGCUGAGGGAAAUUGCCUCUGAGCCUGUGGCAGAGCACUAUUUCUACUCAGCUGACUUCAAGACCAUCAACCAGAUUGGCAAGAAGCUGCAGAAGAAAAUCUGUGUGGAGGAAGACCCGUGUGCCUGUGAGUCCAUUGUGAAGUUCCAGGCCAGAGUGGAGGGGCUGCUGCAGGCCCUGACCAGGAAACUCGAAGCAGUGAGUAAGCGGCUGGCCAUUCUGGAGAACAGAAUCGUCUAAGGCUGCCUGGCCCCACUCAAGCGUGCCUCGGAGUCCAGCAUAUAUCCUCGGAGCCCAAGUUUAGUGUAGUAAGGUGGCUGCAGAGGGGUCAGGUGCUGGAGCCGCUUGAAGCCUCCCCAGCCCUUGCCACUGGGCGGCUGGAGCAGGAGGGCGCUGUCCGCGUGUCCUAAGAGUAUGCAGUGCUCGGCUGUGAGAGGAAGAGCGUGUGUCCACCUGCCUGCGAGAGCACAGGCAUGACUGGGAGAGAGACUGUGUUCGCAUUUUUGUCCAUCCAGAAGUUUAAUAUAUUCCUAUGUUUUUUUUAGCUGGCCCUUUCUUGACUCUGAGUGCUGUGACUCUCUUUACUGAUUUCUCUAGUCCCUGAUGAAAA